GACCAGUUGGACAAAAUGGCGAAGGAUGAGGACUUACGGGAAUCAGGCCUGUGAAACACACUUCAUCCUGUCUGGUGAUACAGCCUGUCUUGAUGCAAGACAUAAAAACCAACAUGAAUCUCCAGCAGCCAUCACCUCUCAUCCCCCCUGUCCACCCUGAUGUGCAGAUGAAGCCCCUGCCCUUCUAUGAUGUACUGGAUGUCCUAAUCAAGCCUUCAAGUCUAGGAGCAAGUACUGCACAGAGGUACCACCAAGAAAAAUAUUUUAUCUUUGCCUUGACACCACAGCAAGUUCGAGAAGUUUGCAUAUCCAGGGACUUUCUGCCAGGUGGCAGGCGGGACUAUAUGGUUCAAAUUCAACUAAGGUUUUGCUUGUCAGAGACAAGUUGCCCUCAAGAGGAUAAUUAUCCCAACAGUCUUUGUAUAAAAGUCAAUGGGAAGCUGUUUCCUUUGCCAGGGUAUGCACCACCACCCAAAAAUGGUGUGGAACAGAAGAGACCAGGAAGACCUUUGAACAUUACCUCACUUGUCCGACUCUCAUCUGCAGUACCCAAUCAGAUUUCAGUGACAUGGGCCCCUGAAAUUGGGAAAACCUAUUCUAUGUCUGUGUACCUGGUGAGACAGCUAACAUCACCGCUGCUGCUGCAGAGGCUGAGGAUGAAGGGCAUCCGAAACCCAGACCACUCCAGAGCAUUAAUUAAAGAGAAGCUGACCGCAGAUCCAGACAGUGAAAUUGCUACAACAAGUCUUCGAGUCUCACUUAUGUGUCCGCUGGGUAAGAUGCGACUCACCGUGCCAUGCCGGGCAGUGACCUGCUCUCACCUGCAGUGUUUUGAUGCUGCCCUCUACCUACAGAUGAACGAGAAGAAACCCACCUGGAUCUGUCCCGUGUGUGACAAGAAGGCUGCAUAUGAGAGUCUUAUCAUUGAUGGUUUAUUCUUGGAAAUCCUGAACGACUGCUCAGAUGUGGAUGAAAUCAAGUUUCAGGAGGAUGGAACGUGGUGUCCUAUGAGACCAAAGAAAGAAGCGGUCAAGGUCCCAUCUCAGUCAGUUCCAAAAAUUGACACUCCUUUGCGCCUGUCGUCAAUGGUGCCCCAUUCUACUGAGCCCAGCUCCACCAAGAAGGCUGAUGUGAUUGAUCUUACUCUGGAGAGCUCCUCCUCUGAUGAUGAUGAUGAGGAAGACGCAGACCCUCCACUGAAGAAACAUUGUGUUUACAUUUCCAAUAAUGAGGAGAUGCAUGCGAAGGGAGUGUUGACCUACCAGCCCACUGUGCGCAUGCCGAAUGUCCAGUCCCUGGACCCGACGUAUCUGACCUCUACGCUUGCUGACUAUGCAGUCCCCUUCCAUCCUUCUACUCUGGCUACCAUCCCCACAGACAUGCAAAGUCUGGAUUUGUUUUCCUUAAUUCAAGCAGAUCCUCAGCAUUACAGACCUCAGAUGUUCUUGGAUAACCUGACCAGCAGUAUGCAAAGUGCAGCUGCAGCCAGCACAAGCUCAGCCUUGGUCUCUUCCAGCAGCCACUAUGACACCACCACCCACGCCGCCAGCGCCAUCCACGAAACUCGGAUCAUCACAGGAGGAGGUGGAGGUGCUGGAGGAGGAACUGAUAGUGGAAUAUCAGAUAUCAUUUCACUAGACUGAGCCAUGUCUCACUGGACCUUUUUUAGGCCUGUUUUUGUGGCCUUUUUAUACUGGACAUAACAUAUGAUGAACAGGUACAUCACAUGCUCAAUUUUCACCCAAACUGGUAUACAUGAGCACUUUGAUGGCCUCAGCAUUUUCACCAGUCAUAUAUUUUUUUGCCCAGUUUUCAUCUGCUGCCUAUACAUUUUUUGAUGAUAAAUGGUCAGCAGUAAUUUCUCCAGACAUUAACAAUUAUUCUUGUUUGGUGUCAUACACUUGAUCAUUGGAUAAAAUGUAUACCAACUUGUUUACUUGCAUGAACAUGUAUGUCUGACUACAGUCUAUUCAAUUGUGUGCCUCAUUAGCAUGGGAUAGAGUCAGGAUGAAAGGAAGAAGAACUUGGACUCACAGCAUGAUCAUGUGUCAUACGUCUUUGCAUCUUCAGAAUGGUUGGAAGUAGAAAGGCACUGUGAAUUUGACUUGUGGACUGAACACUGUUGACGGGUUUGUUUCUCUGUUUUUAUUGUGUAGGCUAGAUUUUUAAGCCCUGUUUUGCCUUCCAUUCAACCUGGUGAAAGCAUGGAAUGCUGAGUUUUUAGGCUCAUGACAUUACAGCUUUCAUGUUAUACCAAUGUUAUAUUUCUUUUUUGGUUCCAUUGAAAUUUAGACAGAGCAAUAAUAAUUUAACUAGUGUUAAUCAAAGUUGUAAAUAUAGUUCAUAUAAUAAUUCCACUUGGUCCAUAUCACUACUACUGUGCUCUGUCCUACUUUUGUAUCAAUUUAUUAGCUGCUCCUAUAAGAGUUGUUCAAAAUGUUAUAUUACAUAGUUGUUUUCUUUCGGAUUUUCAGAUGGACAUAAGUCUCAUGUUUUAAUGCUGCCUUCAAAUGUGGUUGUGGCUUAAAGUACAUGUGAACGCCCCCCCUUUUGAUGUAUUUACAACAUCGGGGGGGCAAAGAAGUUUUUUUUUUGUUGAAUGGAAAGUUUGUCUUGAAAUUUGUUGUUUAGUCCUUUGUCUGAAUUUUAUAAUAUGUUGAAGGAAAUGUUAAUAUUACAACAUUUUUCAUCUGUCAAUAUGUCAGUACAUUUCCUGCAAUGUUACACGCGUGCCAGCUUGCUUAAUUGUUAGCCUCUGUGGCCUCUCGACAUUGACAGUUAUGUUAACAUGAGCCUCCAUGUUUUUAUCGCCUGGCAGCAUUGUUCUCAAGAACACUUGAAUGCCAAGCAAACUAUGUACAUGACUUCCCACUUUGUAUCCACAAGCUCACAAGUUCCAUGUGAAGGCAGCAUAUGUACUGAGCUGGAGUCUGUGAUAAGCCUAGCUUAGCAUGAAGAUUGAAUGCAAGGGGAUUGAGCAAGCAUGAUUUUCCAUAACACAAAAUUAUGAUUAACAACACCAGAUAAGCUCAUGUUUCUCACCAGUUUGCUCCUUACUCAAUUAUAUAUGUAAGAACCAUACUUUGUUGUUCUAGUGGGAUUUAGGUGCUGCCCCUUGCUUGCCAUAUCCCCCUGCUACCAUUGCUCAUGCUAGACCAAAUACAUCCAGGCUCAAAGUCUGUACUUAACUCAAAGGCAUGGGAUCCAUAUCCAUCAUAUCAUCUAUUUCUUGGAAAUUGUCAGUAUUUCCCAAAAUACUGAACUAUGUUUGAAAAUUUUCUGACAAAUGUGUGUAUCAGCUUUGACAAGUAUGAACAUCAUUUUUAGAUCACGUGAAGUAUGAAGAUAAUGCUGCCAAAAUUUUGACUUACUUACCUUCAGUUAAAAGUCCACUUUGUAAAUC
Messenger RNA from Limanda limanda (common dab), 3403 nucleotides. It is a transcript of the gene pias2, whose product is annotated as protein inhibitor of activated STAT, 2. The transcript has 14 exons. Gene Ontology annotation, molecular function: SUMO ligase activity; transcription coregulator activity; zinc ion binding. Lineage: Eukaryota; Metazoa; Chordata; Actinopteri; Pleuronectiformes; Pleuronectidae. Bases 93 to 1643 code for a protein of 516 amino acids. The record is from RefSeq and is a predicted model, not a curated record. Gene Ontology annotation, biological process: protein sumoylation; regulation of transcription by RNA polymerase II.